GCAGCAGCAACGGAGGGAAAAAAAAAAGAAGACACGAGACGCCAACAGGAAAGCACUUCGCCUCGCCGCGCCGCGCCGCCCGUUGCUGCCGGCGAUGAGCUCGCCCUCGCCGGAGCCACCCCCCAACCCUACACCUGUCCCUCCUCCUCCUCCUCCCGCUCCCUCAGGUAACACAGCUGUUGAGGACAGCGAAGCAGGUCCUUGCAUUCCCAGACUCCAAGCAGCGACUGGAGAUUAUACACCAUGGUUAGGGCAAGAGUUUGCGUCUGAACAUGAAGCAUAUGAAUUCUAUCGCUAUUACGCAUGGAAGUUGGGGUUCAGUGUCCGAAGAGAAUAUGCAAACAAAAGUAGGAAAACUGGUGAAAUAACCUCAAGAAAGUUUGUUUGUUCGAGGGAAGGAUUCAAAGCCCCAGACAAACGAACCAACCAUACGAGGACUCCACAGCCUGAUACAAGAACAGGAUGCCACGCUAAUUUAGUCAUCAGGCGCAAAAAUGAUACUUCAAAGUAUGAGGUAUAUGCUUUCGAGGCACAGCAUAAUCAUCCCUUGUUCAUUCCAUCCUGUGCAAAUCCACUGCAAAAAAAGUUAAGUGAUGUUCAGUCUUCUGAUGCUGAUAACUCUGCUAGUGUAACACAUGCUAGCGAACCUGAUAGCAGAAAUUCCAUUCUUGCCGAGAAAACUAUUAAGUCCCCAGAAAUCUCUCAGCGCUCUCUGCAUACUAGGCGGCAGCGGGAAAUUAAGUGUGGGGAAGCCAGUGCUCUGUUAAACUACCUCCAGGAUCAAUGUCGAGCAGAUCCUUUAUUUUAUCAUGCUGUACAGCUGGAUGCUGAAGAUAAAGUUACAAACAUUUUCUGGGCCGAUGCAAAGAUGGUAAUUGAUUUUGGUCAAUUUGGUGAUGUUGUUUCCUUUGAUAUUGUCCCCAGAAACAACAUGAAUCUCCGACCUUUUGCUUCUUUUGUUGGAUUUAACAAUUAUGGGGAGACUGUUUUGCUUGGAAUGGCACUUAUGUAUGAUGAUAGCCUUGAAUCAUUCCAGUGGUUGUUUGAGACCUUCUUGCAUGCGAUGUCUGGACAAGCACCGCGGACUGUCUUUUCACGCCAAGACGCAAUUGUAUCAAAGGCCAUCUCACUGGUGAUGCCUGACACAUGCCAUGCCAUAUGUACAUGGAACCUGAAGCAGUCUGCAAAAAGUAACCUCAAUCACCUUAUUAGAGGGGAUUGUGGUUUCAUAAAGGAAUUCAAGGCAUGCAUCAAUGAUUAUGAGGAGGAGGUGGAGUUUUUUACUGCUUGGGAAGCUAUGAUCAGUAAAUAUAACCUUCACAACAACGUGUGGUUGCAGAAGGUAUUUGAAGAAAAAGAGAAGUGGGCUAGGCCAUACACAAAGUGGAUAUUUUCAGCUGGGAUGAAGAACACACAAUUAAAUGAACGUCUACAUUCUGACGUUCGGGAUUAUUUGAAAUCUGAUGUAGAUAUUAUUUCGUUCUUGAAGCAUCUUAAGAAAUUGGUCAAUGAUAGACGGUACAUAGAAUUGGAGGUUGAAUUUAGUUCGAGGCUCAAGUUGCCAGACUUCAAGAUUAGAGCUCCUAUUCUGAGACAAGCUUCUGAGGCCUAUACUGGUAUGAUAUUUCAGCUUUUCCAAGAAGAAUACGAAGAGUUUCAGUCAGCUUACAUUGUGACUCGUGAUGAAAGUGGUCCCAGCCGUGAAUAUAUUGUUGCCAUUCUUGAGAAAGAAAGACGGUAUAAAGUUCAUGGAAACCCUUGUGAGCAGACAGUUACAUGCUCAUGUAGGAAGUUUGAGACACUUGGUUUCCUGUGUAGCCAUGCUUUGAAAGUUUUAGAUACAAUGGACAUAAAGUAUAUGCCUGAUAGGUACAUCCUGAAGCGAUGGACCAAAUAUGGAAGGUGUUUGACUGCACCGCAGGUUGAAGGUCGAAAGGUUCAGGCAGAUACCACAUUAGAAUUUUCUAGCCGCUAUGAAUACUUGUGCCCAGUAUAUGUUAGGCUUGUUGCUCGAGCAUCAGAAUGCGAGGAGUCGUACAGAGUAUUAGAUCAAUGUUCAGUAGAACUGGGUAAGAAAAUUGAAGAAAUCCUGCAGAAACAAACAAGCAUUGAUGCGUCAGCUCCUCAGUCUGAUAUUGAGGAUGUAACAAUAUCCUUGUCUGCGAAUGGUACUGACAAUGAAUCAGAAAGAGCACUGGAUUAUUCAAGCAGCACAAGACCGAAGCGACGAAAAAAGAAAGGUCGUAAUGCUAAAAGCCAACGAAAAAGUUGUAUUGAGAAAGGUUUACAAAAAACCAAGAAAGUGCAACCAGAACAAUCCCCAAUACAAUAUACCAUGUUGGAUGCUGCUCAACCUGGAAAUGUUCUAUUUCAGGGUCUUGACAUUUCUAAUCCAUUUCCAAUGGGGCAACUGAAUUAUGGAGGAGUGCAGUCACAACCAGGCCUAUGCCCAAGCUUACCUACUGUAUCAAGAGAACUUGGUUUUGCUGCAUACCUUUCUCAGCCAUCAAGUAACAAUCAACAUAAUCAGCAGGGUUUGUAGAAAUCAACAGCUCUGUUGAAAAUCAUAGUGCACAUUUGUUUCAAUCUUCAAUAUAACUCUUGGGACAGAACUGGCCCUCUGUUGAAGAUCAAAUCAACUUCUCAAAUUCAUAUCAGUCAGUAAUUGAGGCUACCAAGAACAGCCAUUUACCUGGGUACAUCCAUCAGCAGCAUGUUCAAGCCAUGCUACGCAGCAUGACUAGCUGACGAUUAGCAGUGAUAGCGCUCACCAAGUUCCAGAGUGACAGCCACUUGGUGUUGUGUUGAUUAGCAAUUUGAAUGUUAAAUUCUCCCGCAUAUCGCUCAUCAAUUGUGACAUACCAAGCCACCAAGGACAUUCAGAGCACAUCCAUGAUCUAUCGUCAGUAGCCAACGAAGUGUUAGCUCUCUUGCAAUCGUCGGAUGGUGGAUGGUGCAGAACUGUAGACUAUUUUGUAGCCUGUAUGUGAACAUGAUUACAUGAACCAUGUAGGACUAGUCUGUAGAACAGAGUAGAGAACUAGAGAUGAUAUCUUUGGAAGGAUUAGAUUUCAUGCCACUCUUAGAGUUGCAGGUUUAGAAAUAUGCCAUUAUGAUGGGGAUAUGUCAAUAGCAUAAGCUCAUUUGUACAAGCUUGUCACACUUGUGCUUUGAUUGUAUAAAUGCUAGGAGAUGUGUCUAUUUUGUCAAAUUAGUA
Oryza sativa Japonica Group (Japanese rice) is the source of this 3217-nucleotide messenger RNA. Its product is annotated as protein FAR1-RELATED SEQUENCE 5. Gene Ontology annotation, molecular function: sequence-specific DNA binding; DNA-binding transcription factor activity; zinc ion binding. Gene Ontology annotation, biological process: regulation of DNA-templated transcription. The record is from RefSeq and is a predicted model, not a curated record. NCBI's taxonomy places the organism in Eukaryota, Viridiplantae, Streptophyta, Magnoliopsida, Poales, Poaceae.